Molecule: messenger RNA, 1619 nt
Organism: Phycodurus eques (leafy seadragon)
Lineage: Eukaryota; Metazoa; Chordata; Actinopteri; Syngnathiformes; Syngnathidae
Product: serine/threonine-protein phosphatase 4 catalytic subunit B
Exons: 9
Coding region: 278-1213 (311 amino acids)
Biological process (GO): peptidyl-serine dephosphorylation; double-strand break repair via homologous recombination
Cellular component (GO): nucleus; cytoplasm
Molecular function (GO): protein serine/threonine phosphatase activity
Source: RefSeq, a predicted model, not a curated record
CCCGGAAGUGACGACACAAACAGAGGAACAGAGAGGCCGGUAAAUGAAGAAAAAACACUCCAAAGUUCUAAAACGUACUGGAUCUUGUUUUUCACCUUUCAACGUUUCUUAAUGUGUCUUCUUGUGAGCGUCUGACUGGAAAGAGUCAAAUAUAGACUGCCCCAAGGGGAAGGGAGUGCCUUCUCGACGACCAGCAAAUCAAAGAGCGUGGUACUAGUUAACCCAACCGAGUGUGUGAAGAGCAGUGUGUGGCCAUCGUGAGUGAGCAGCUUUCCCUAUGUGUGUGACAAUGGGCGACAUCAGCGACUUGGACCGACAGAUUGAACAGCUCAGACGCUGUGAACUUAUUAAGGAAAACGAAGUGAAAGCGCUUUGUGCCAAAGCCAGAGAGAUUCUGGUUGAAGAAAGCAAUGUCCAGAGAGUUGACUCUCCUGUAACGGUCUGUGGCGAUAUACAUGGUCAGUUCUAUGACUUGAAGGAGCUUUUUAGAGUUGGUGGUGAUGUCCCAGAGACCAAUUAUCUCUUCAUGGGAGACUUUGUAGACAGGGGCUUCUACAGUGUGGAAACAUUCCUCCUUCUGCUCGCUCUUAAGGUGCGUUACCCAGACAGGAUAACUCUGAUUCGGGGAAAUCAUGAGUCCCGGCAAAUCACCCAGGUCUACGGAUUUUAUGAUGAGUGCCUCAGAAAAUACGGCUCUGUCACAGUAUGGAGAUACUGCACUGAGAUUUUUGACUACUUGUCCCUUUCUGCUAUCAUUGAUGGCAAGAUAUUUUGUGUGCAUGGUGGCUUAUCGCCUUCCAUCCAGACACUGGAUCAGAUCCGGACCAUUGACAGAAAACAGGAAGUGCCUCAUGAUGGGCCCAUGUGUGACCUGCUUUGGUCGGACCCAGAAGACACUACAGGAUGGGGUGUGAGUCCCAGAGGUGCCGGUUACCUGUUCGGUAGUGAUGUGGUGGCUCAGUUCAAUGCUGCCAAUGACAUUCACAUGAUUUGCCGAGCACAUCAGCUGGUCAUGGAAGGCUAUAAGUGGCACUUUAACGAAACAGUGCUCACUGUGUGGUCAGCACCCAACUACUGCUACAGAUGUGGUAACGUGGCUGCCAUUUUGGAGCUGGAUGAACAUUUACAACGAGAGUUCAUCAUAUUUGAAGCGGCGCCACAGGAAACAAGAGGAAUUCCAUCUAAGAAGCCAGUUGCAGACUAUUUCCUGUGAAGUCUUAGGAAUUAAUUUCACCAGUCGCCAUAUAACAUUUUGCUAGGGAAUUCAGAACUCCGUGCAGCUUGACUGAAAACCUGCAGAACCCUGACAAUGUCAAAACCAUCAGAUCAUGUUUCUUCUCUUUCUCACACUAUAAAUUCAACUCCUCACUCAUGUAAAUUUAUUUUCAAUAUAGCACGUAGGAGUAUUUUUCCUUUUUGAGAAAAAAAAAUGUAGGUUUCACAAUUUAUAAUGUGAUAUUUGGCGAGUUGGCCAAAGUGAGGCACUGUAUUUACUGUUCUUUUGUCAUUGGUUCUUUUUAAUCUAAUCUCUCUAGAUUUAUCCAUUUUGAUAUUGUCAGAAUAAAGCUUUUGUAUUUGUGUUUUUGCUAAAUAAAAGCCACUUGUGCUUAAUGUUAAAA